Molecule: messenger RNA, 416 nt
Organism: Symbiodinium sp. CCMP2456
Lineage: Eukaryota; Dinophyceae; Suessiales; Symbiodiniaceae
Source: the annotation of a GenBank genome assembly
GUGCUCCUUCGCCGUGGUGGACUUGGGCGACGUGUCGCGAUUGGAGGAGAAGAGGUACCAGCGCCUCUUCCUGGUCGACUGGCCCGGCGAGGGCGUGCUCCACACGAAGAUCCUGAGCUCUUUGCAGACGCUGUUGGAGGGCAAGGUCACCUCAGGCGGUCCCUUCCGCUUGGUCUAUCGCAGCGUGGAGUACACAGACGGGGAUCCGGCCUGGCGUGCAGUGGCUCAGUUCUUCGGCCUUUGGCCGGAGCCACCAGCUCGGCCCGCGUAUCACGGCAUCGUCAGGCUUCCUUGGCGCGACACGGUGAUUUUUCUGGUUCCCUCCUCCACUCUCCUGGCGAGCGGCGAGACGCGCGAGGAGGUGCUCGGCGAGGAGGAAGAUGCGAGAUUGGACCCGCUGUUGCCGCCGUUGGCCA